GGAGUGUGGAAAGACCUUUACUCGUAGCAGUAGUCUUAAUACCCACAAGAGGAUCCACACAGGAGAGAAGCCUUAUCAAUGCACGGAGUGUGGAAAGGCUUUUAGGACAAUAGUAAUCUUACCUCCCAUAAGAAGAUCCACACAGGAGAGAAACCGUAUCAAUGCAUGGAUGGACCUUUAAUUGUGGAAAGAUCUUUAAUUGUACCAGUGAUCUUAAUUCCCACAAGUGGAUUCACAUAGAAGAAAAGCCAUAUCAAUGUGUGGAAUGUGGAAAGAGCUUUAAGUGUAAUUCUGCUCUUACAUCCCACAAAGGGAGCCAUACAGGAGAAAAACCAUAUAAAUGUAAGGAGUGUGGAAAGAGUUUUACUCAUUGCAGUCAUCUUAAUUCGCACAAGAGGAUCCAUACAGGAAAGAAGCCAUAUCAAUGCAUGGAGUGUGGAAAGACCUUCUGUGAUAAUCAAUCUCUUAUAAGACAUGAAAGGAGUCACAGACCUUAUAAAUGCAUGGAAUAUGGAAAGACCUUUACUUGUAGCAGUAGUCUUAAUACCCACAAGAAGACCCACACAGGAGGGAACUCAUAUCAAUUCAUGGAAUGUCGAAAGACCUUUACUCGUAGCACUACUCUUAAUUCCCACAAAAGGACCCACACAGGACAGAACUCAUCAAUGCAUGGAAUGUGUUAAAACUUUACUCGUAGGACUACUCUUAAUUCCCACAAGAGGAUCCACACAGGAGAGAAACCAUAUCAAUGUAAGGAGUGUAGAAAGACCUUUACUAGUAGCAGUCGUCUUAACUCCCACAAAAGGAUCCACACAGGAGAGAAACCAUAUCAAUGCAUGGAGUGUGGAAGGAGCUUUAGUAGUAAAUAUGCUCUGAUUCACCAUAAAAGCAUCCAUACAGAGGAGAAGGCAUAUCAAUGCAUGGAGUGCAGCAAAACUUUCUGUUAUUAUGAAUCUCUUAUAAAGCAUAUUACUGUAAGGAGUGUGGAAAGACCUUCUGUUAUAUUCAUUCUCUUAUAAGACAUCAAAGGAGUCACAAAGGAGAAAGACCUUAUAAAUGCAUGGAGUGUGGAAAGAGUUUUACUCAUAGCAGUCAUCUAAAUUCGCACAAGAGAUCCACACAGGAGAGAAACCAUAUCAAUGCAUGGAGUGUGGAAAGACAUUUACUCGUAGCAGUAGUCUUAAUUCCCAUAUAAGGAUCCAUGUAGGAGGAAAAACCAUAUAAAUGUGUGCAAUGUG
Pantherophis guttatus is the source of this 1238-nucleotide messenger RNA. NCBI's taxonomy places the organism in Eukaryota, Metazoa, Chordata, Lepidosauria, Squamata, Colubridae. The record is from RefSeq and is a predicted model, not a curated record.